GAACCCCGAGCGACCCGGAGAUCGUGGAGCUCGACGGCCCCCCCCUGCCCCCGGCCAUGCCCGACCCCGACGAGGAUUCCCGGGAAACCCUGCGCUGGACGGUGGUGCAGCAGAUCGAGCCCGGCUCCCCCUCCGCCCCCGGCGCCAAAUCCGGCGUCUGCUCCUCGUCCUCCUCCUCCUCCUCCUCCUCGGCCUUCUCCAACCUGCGCAGCAUCAUCGUCCUGCAGAAGAGCUACGAGUGCCGCGAGUGCGGGAAGAGCUUCAGCUGCAGCUCCCACUUCCACAAGCACCGCCGGACGCACACGGGGGAGCGGCCGUUCCGCUGCCGCCACUGCGGCAAGACCUUCAACGUCAGCUCCAACCUCUACCGGCACCAGCGCGCCCACGGCGCCGGCCCGGCGACGCCGACGCCGACGGCGGCUCCGAGGGCGGCUCCGAGGGCCCGCGGCCUCCCCUACGAGUGCCAGGAGUGCGGGAAGAGCUUCAACGUCAGCUCCAACCUCUCCCGGCACCGGCGCGCCCACGCCGCCGGCUCGGCCCCGGCGACGCCGACGCCGACGCCGAGGGCUCGCGGCCUCCCCUACGAGUGCCAGGAGUGCGGGAAGAGCUUCCGGCGCAACAAGGAGCUGGUGACGCACCAGCGGCUGCACACGGGGCGGCUGCCCUUCCAGUGCGGCCACUGCGGGAAGGGCUUCUCCUGGAGCUCCCACUGGGAGCGGCACCAGCGCGUGCACACCGGCGAGAAGCCCUACCAGUGCCCCGAGUGCGGCAAGAGCUUCAGCCGCAGCUCCCACCUCUACCGGCACCAGCGCGGCCACGCCGGCGGCCGCUCCUACAUCUGCACCUACUGCGGGCGCAGCUUCGGCAGCACCCUGCACUUCGAGCGGCACCAGCGCACCCACACGGGCCAGCGGCCCUACAAGUGCACCCUGUGCCGCAAGAGCUUCGGCGACGCGCCCGCGCUGGUCAAGCACCAGCGCCUGCACCUGGACGGGCCCUUCCGCUGCGAGGAGUGCGGCAAAGCCUUCGGCGCCCGCGCCCAGUACGCGCGGCACCGGCGCAACCUCCACGGCGCCGGCGGCACCGGUGCUGGGGCUGGUGGCGCGGGCGCGGCGGAGAAGCCGUACCGGUGCGGGGACUGCGGGAAGAGCUUCUCGUGGAGCUCCCACUGGGAGAGGCACCAGCGGAUCCACACCGGGGAGAGGCCGUACCAGUGCGGGGACUGCGGGAAGCGCUUCGGCCGCACGUCCCACCUGUACCGGCACCAGCGGACCCACGCCGGCGGCCAGCCCCACGUGUGCGCCGAGUGCGGCAAGAGCUUCAACAGCACCCUCCACUUCCACAAGCACCAGCGCGCCCACGCCGGGCCCCGGCACGGCUGCGCCGACUGCGGGAAGGCCUUCGCCGACGGCUCGGCGCUGGCCAAGCACCGGCGGGUCCACGGGGGAGGAGGAGUGGGGGGGGUCGGGGCGGAGAAGCCCUUCCCGUGCCCGCGGUGCGGGAGGAGGUUCGGAGGCACCUCCCACCUGCGGCGGCACCUGCGCAGCCACGGCGAGGAGGAGGAGGCCGAGCCGCCAAAAUUUGGGGUCACGAUGCAGGAGAACUACGAGAACGUGAUUUCCUUGGCCGAGGAAAUCGCCAUCAGCUGGCCCCGGAUCACGGCCUUCGCCGAGUCCCACCGGAGACGGGGGCUGGUGUCGGGCGUGGAGGCCGAGGGGGAGCAGGGCCAGCCCGAGCCCACCCAGGUGGCCCCCCCGGGGGUCUCCGGCGAUGGGGGGGUGAAUCCCGACCUCCGGAGGCAGCUGGGGCUCAUCCUCCAAACGGCCGGAAGGACCCAGGUGGAAAAGAUGCUCCGGGAGCUCGUCAGGGAACAGGGACAGGGCGGGAAGCGCCGGAACCGGAAGAAGGCGCCCAAAGACGGAGGUGCCGGCGCCGGCAGCGGCACCGAGGACGAUCCGGCGCCGCGGGACAACGAGGAGCCGCCGCUGGAAGACGCCGCUCAACACCAGGAUGAGGAACCCGCCGCCGACCCCCCCGGCGCCGGCAAAGCCCCGGGAGGCCGGAAGGUGCCCCAGGGCGGUUGCACCAAGUGCGGGAGCCCGGCCAAGCCCCGGCGCUGCUCCGAGUGCCACCGGCGCUGCCGGCAGCCCGAGAAGCCCCACCGGUGCGGGGACUGCGGGAAGGGCUUCAGCCGCGGCUCCAACCUGGCCCAGCACCGGCGCAUCCACACCGGGGAGCGGCCGCACCGCUGCGGCGACUGCGGCAAAGGCUUCAUCCAGCGCUCCGACCUGGAGCGGCACCGGCGCGUCCACACCGGCGAGCGGCCGUACCCCUGCGGGGACUGCGGGAAGCGCUUCAGCGUCAGCUCCCACCUGGACCGGCACCGCCGGACUCACGCCGGGGGCCCCGGGCCGCCCUCCCAGCCCCGCCCGCGCCCGCGCCCGGCGCCGCCCGAAGCGCCGGCGGCGGCUCCUCCUCAUCGCUGCGGGGAGUGCGGGAAGAGCUUCGCCCAGCGCUCGGCCCUGGCCAAGCACCGCAAGACGCACAGCGGGGAGAGGCCCCACCGGUGCGGGGACUGCGGCAAGAGCUUCAGCCGCGGCUCCAACCUCACCCAGCACCGGCGCAUCCACACCGGCGAGCGGCCCUUCGCCUGCGGCGACUGCGGCAAAGGCUUCAUCCAGCGCUCCGACCUGGAGCGGCACCAGCGCGUCCACACCGGCGAGCGGCCCUACACGUGCGGGGAGUGCGGCAAGAGCUUCAGCGUCAGCUCCCACCUGGACCGGCACCAGAAGAUCCACGCGGCGCAGAGGGCGUCCUGCCGCUGCCCCGAGCACCUCGCCGGCUUCCUGGCCGCCCACCGGCACGGCCGCCUCUUCCAGUGCGCCCAGUGCGGGCGUUGCUUCGGCCAGGGCGCCGCCCUGCUCAAGCACCAGCGCGCCCACGGCGCCGAGAAGCCCUACAAGUGCGGGGAGUGCGGGAAGGGCUUCGGGCAGCGCUCGGCGCUGGUGAAGCACCGGCGCAUCCACACCGGCGAGAAGCCCUACCAGUGCGGGGAGUGCGGGAAGGGCUUCAUCCAGAAGUCCGACCUCACCAUCCACCGGCGGAUGCACACCGGGGAGAAGCCCUACAAGUGCGGCGAGUGCGGGAAGUGCUUCAGCGUCUCCUCCAACCUCAUCACCCACCAGCGCACCCACCUGGGCGAGAAGCCCUACCAGUGCUCCGAGUGCGGCAAGAGCUUCAUCCAGCGCUCCGAGCUCACCAUCCACCAGCGCGUGCACACCGGCGAGAAGCCCUACAAGUGCUCGGAGUGCGGGAAGUGCUUCAGCCGCAGCUCCCACCUCAACCGGCACCAGCGAACCCACGGCGGGGACAAGCCCAAGGCGGUGGCGGCUGCUGGCAGCACCACCGUGGCUGCCGAGAUGCCGCCUCCGGGCUCCGGGGCCUUCCCCGGCGCCGCCUUCCCGGCCCCGGUGGCCUCGCUGGGGUCGUUCCCGGCGUCGCCCUCGGCGCUGCCCGUGCCGGCGCUCUCCGGCCCCGCCCUGGAGCUGCCCUGGGCGCUCUCGUUCCCCGGCCGCGCCUUCGCCCACCCGUCGUUCGCCCCGGCCCCGCCCGCGGGCGCCCAGACCCCCUCGCUCAUCAACUGA
Messenger RNA from Lepidothrix coronata (blue-crowned manakin), 3644 nucleotides. Its product is annotated as zinc finger protein 850-like. The record is from RefSeq and is a predicted model, not a curated record. The transcript is spliced from 6 exons. Lineage: Eukaryota; Metazoa; Chordata; Aves; Passeriformes; Pipridae. Gene Ontology annotation, biological process: negative regulation of transcription by RNA polymerase II; regulation of immune system process; regulation of cytokine production. Bases 57 to 3644 code for a protein of 1195 amino acids.